Brassica napus (rape) is the source of this 2470-nucleotide messenger RNA. Its product is annotated as tetraspanin-5. The coding region runs from base 144 to 989 and encodes 281 amino acids. Gene Ontology annotation, biological process: auxin-activated signaling pathway. Gene Ontology annotation, cellular component: plasma membrane; plasmodesma. The transcript is spliced from 3 exons. NCBI's taxonomy places the organism in Eukaryota, Viridiplantae, Streptophyta, Magnoliopsida, Brassicales, Brassicaceae. The record is from RefSeq and is a predicted model, not a curated record.
UCUAAUAUAAAGUGGCUGAAGCAUAUGUUAUUAAGAUAUAUAUAGAGAGAGACAAGCCAGCAAGAAAAAUUGAGUACAAACUCACACACACACACAAAAGAAUAACUCCAAAUUUUUAAACAACAGUAAAAGAGGGAGGGGAAAUGAACAAAAUGAGCAAUACAGUGAUAGGAUUCUUGAACAUCCUAACACUAAUCUCCUCCAUAGUUAUAAUAGGAUCAGCUCUGUGGAUGGGUAGGAGCAAGACAACAUGCGAGCAUUUCCUUCAGAAGCCACUUCUGGUUUUAGGACUAGCCAUCAUGGUCUUGUCACUAGCUGGUCUGAUAGGAGCAUGCUGUGACGUGGCUUGGGUCUUGUGGGUGUACCUCUUCUUCAUGGUCUUCAUCAUAGUUGCGCUCAUGGGUUUGACUCUUUUUGGGUUUAUUGUAACUAACCAUGGUGGUGGUGUGGGUGUGACUGGUAGAGUUUAUAAAGAGUUUAAACUUGAAGAGUAUCAUCCAUGGCUUAAGACAAGGGUUAUGGAUGCUAAUUAUUGGUUGACUAUAAAGACUUGUCUCUUGGGCUCACUCACUUGUUCUAAGCUCUCUUUUUGGACUCCUAUUGAUUAUCUCCAAAAGGACUUGACUCCUCUUCAGUCUGGCUGCUGCAAACCACCGACAUCGUGCGUGUACAACACGGAGACGCCGAUACAGCAAGAAUCGGAUUGUUACCGGUGGAACAACGCUGCGACGGUGCUCUGCUACGACUGUGACUCGUGUAGAGCUGGCGUUUUAGAGACGGUGCGGCGCGAUUGGCAUAAACUAUUUAUUGUUAACGUCGUCAUCGUUCUCUUCCUCAUCGCUAUUUGCUGCGUUGGUUGCUGCGCGUUUAAAAACGCCAAACGCCCUCAACAUUACGGUUUUCCUUACGGACGUUACGGCAUGUCCAAGUCUCGACCCGGAUGGGAUCAGUCUUGGGCGAGGUGGUGGCGCGGUGGAGAUCGGUAUUAGUGAAAAAUUAUGUAAUGUAUUUUCGAGUAAUGUAUUUUCGAGUUAGUGACUCAACUUAAGUCUUAGCCUCUUAAUUAUAAAUACAUACUGGAUUUUGAUCUGCGCUUUCAAAGCGCGGAUUUAUUAUUAUUAUUUUUUUCAAUUGACAAAUAUUUAGUAAAUGUCAUAUUUUCAUAUAUUUGUGUUUUAUUUUAUAAAAGACUUAAACUUUUUAUCUUUAUUUAUCGUAUUUCAUUUUAAAUGACUAUUUAUGUUUAAAAAAUUAAACUUUAUUUCUUUAAUGAAUUAAGUUGGUAUAACUUUGAUAAAUUAAUUUUAUUAUGUGGUUAAUAUUUUAAAAAAAAAUUAUAUACUUUUAAAACAGACUUAUACUUUUCAAUGAAAAAAUUCAAUUUUUUUUAUGAAUGCUUAAAUUAUAUUAAGAAAAGAAAAAAAUAAUAAUUAAGAAUAGUUGAAAAAAAAAUUAUUUGAACUUGGACUCAAUGGCCCGAAGGAAAAAAAAUGUGAGAAUUGGAUCUGAUUUCUUAAUCGGCCCAAAUGACCCAAGAGAGAUCUGAUGUGGGCUGGAUCCAAAAAAAAUGACCCAAUAUAGAUGUGUUAUUAAUAUUACUUGAUUGCCCUUAAUGAAACAUGCAAUGUUAGUAAAGAAAGAGGCAGGUUAAGGUAAAAAGGACAAUAGAAUCUUGCUUUAAUAGUAUAGAUUGUACAAGAGAGCCUAAUUUUCAUUUAUGAUGAUGUUGAAAAGAAUCAGAUUAACAAAGAGAUGGUAGCAACGAAACAUAGUUAAAAAUCGCAUAGUACUGCAACAUGUUUAAUUCAGCAUACCAUGGCUAAGACAUUGAUCAUGAGUAUCAUGGUAAAAUGGGUUAUCUUUGGGCAAGUCAUGAGGAGGGCCUUAAGUUGAGGCCCAUCUAGGUAUAAAUUUAGGGUUAUUAAUAAAACCACGAAACCCUGCCUUGUAGAUAACGUCUGCAAACAUUUCUCCCAACAUCGGAAGCUUCACUGUAUGACACUCGUCCAUGGCGUAGUAUACAAUAAGAAGAUGGUCGAACUUUGAAAGAUACUUACCCGGACGGGGUCGACUCUUGAUCAAGAAGAAGAGUGGCCUAAGCUAGUGACUCCCAUUGCACAUUAAGGAAGGGUGUUUAGCUUAAAGUCUUCCCAAGUGGAAGAGCUUGCGUCAUAAUUUGUGGCAGUGGAGGUCUGCGUUCGCGCGGCCUCUUCCAAUUUUAAAAGUUCAAAUUUUGAUCAAGAGGUCUAAAAGAUUGUCUGGAGCUUAAAAUCCUCAGUUUCUACCAUACCGAGAGACUGGUGUUUAUUUUUGUCAAGCAAAGAGGCUGAUGCUAGAAUAAGUUCUUAUCUCAGAUCUAAAGAAAACAAAUUUCGUUUCUCUGAUUAUGAAAUGCUUGACAGCUACUUGGUUUGCAUGGUUAGUUUGUAAUACCAAAAUGACUUAAUUGUAAGAUUUUUUUUUUUGCUAA